AUUUUUUCUCUGAGCUUGGAUAAUUUUCAUCUCCCUUUUUGUCCAUGCAUAUUUAUGUGCUCUAAAUUUUUGAACUAGAGGGGCGUUGAAAUUCAACUUGCAAGCGCACGAAACAACUAAUGGAUGAAACACAUAAUAAUAUACAAACGAUUAUUGUUUCAGAAUCAUAUUUAGCCAUCCACCAGAAGUGUAUCAUUUGUUUGACAAAGUUCGAGUUAGGGGAUGAAGCAAGUAUGUUGUACUGUAAGCAUAUUUUUCAUAGUAUAUGUAUUGCUUCAUGGUUGAUGAUUAAAAAUAUUUGUCCUAUUUGUCGACGGGAUGUGUGUAUUCCUAUUAAAUCUCUAAUAAGUCUUAGUAUUUAUAAUCAACAACAUGAGCAUGAGAGAAGAGGAAUGUGUUCAAGGUUUAGGCAGCUCAUGGUGAUUGUUUUAUGGCAUUUAGGCACAAGAUUGAGGUUGUGGAUGAACGCUACAUUGUGGGAUUUUAUAUCUUAUUUAUGCUAAUAUUGAACAAUUAAUCCACAUUCAUGGUAUUAGUAACCCUAGUAUUUGAUCUUCUGUUGCUAUCAGUUAAGUUGUUAAUGAUGAACUGUGUACUUGUGUUAUA
Molecule: messenger RNA, 606 nt
Organism: Cuscuta europaea
Lineage: Eukaryota; Viridiplantae; Streptophyta; Magnoliopsida; Solanales; Convolvulaceae
Source: the annotation of a GenBank genome assembly